Messenger RNA from Ailuropoda melanoleuca (giant panda), 465 nucleotides. RefSeq names its product probable bifunctional dTTP/UTP pyrophosphatase/methyltransferase protein. The record is from RefSeq and is a predicted model, not a curated record. The transcript is spliced from 2 exons. Gene Ontology annotation, molecular function: O-methyltransferase activity. NCBI's taxonomy places the organism in Eukaryota, Metazoa, Chordata, Mammalia, Carnivora, Ursidae. The annotation marks the transcript as partial.
UCUGGCCCACUGGCCCCCCUUCCUGGCCCAGCUCUGCCCCACCAGGCUCCGUCCCCACAUGGCUCUGCCCUAAUGCUCCCCACCCCAGGAGCCCGGCCCAGCUCUCUACCUGCAGAAAUGCCUGGUGGCACCCAGCCAGAGUGCAGGAACACCCCCCCCCCACGGCCUCCGUGUGGCUCUCCUGAAACCCCGUUCUGUUUCAGAGCAAGCCGGCCAAGCUGCAGUUCAUGCGGGCCAUGCACGGCCUCGCCGAGCUGACUGCACGCCAGGUGGCCACGGCCUUCGACCUGUCCCGGUUCACCUUGGCCUGUGACCUGGGAGGCUGCACAGGUGCCCUGGCCCGAGCGCUCACCCGGGAGUACCCGCGUCUGAAGGUGACCGUGUUUGACCUCCCGGAGGUCAUCGAGCACGUCACGUGUUUUCAGCCCGAAGGACGGCAGACAGAGCAGAUCAGCUAUGUGCCAG